Messenger RNA from Physcomitrium patens, 1628 nucleotides. RefSeq lists its product as uncharacterized. Lineage: Eukaryota; Viridiplantae; Streptophyta; Bryopsida; Funariales; Funariaceae. The record is from RefSeq and is a predicted model, not a curated record.
GAACGGUGGAAUAGGGAGCGCGGCUGGGAGCGCACCGGGAACUGGGGACGCGGCGAAAAUAUCCACCAUGAGGGCUAAAGAUCCACCGAAUCCGUUGCUGCCCCGGCUCCAUCGUAGCGUUGUAAACUAAAUUUGGCUAUGGCGUCACUCAACCUCGCCUACCAAGCUUAAUGCGCUUUCACUACAUUUUACCAACCUUCACGAAGCUCGUGGCGAGUGUCACGACUCACAUUCAUACAAGCGUGCGGGAACUUCAGCAGGAGAGUGUGAGUCGACGAGCUAGAGAAGGAGUUCACUUUGUUUCUGGAUAUUUGGAGCUGAUUUGAUAAUGUCUGGAUGAAUUGCGUUCGGUAUUUGCUUCUGCUUCGAGACCAGUGUGGAUGAUAGAAGUUGAAGUGUUGCGACGAAGGAGCGCAUUGGUUGAUCGGGAGUAUCUUGAAUGAUGACUGGAUUUUUGAUGCUAGGAUGUAGUUUUACGUCAGGAUACGAGGGGAUACUUGGCAGGCUAGGGAAUUAGAUUGGAGCUUUUAGUUAGAUUGCUCACUCGUUCGGUAUUGUUAUCCCUUUGAUCGCGUCAGAUCUGGCUCUGGAAGUAGGAGCGGAGGAGGCUCUGAUUGUUUGCGUUCUGGUCGAACAGUUUUGGUGGAGCGAGGGCGAAGUGGAAGGGGUUUGAACGGUGGCAUAGUUGUUGGAUUUUGAUUCUUGUUUCUCGUUUAUAAUUUUAUUCAAUUUAAUAUUCUAGGAGGUACGAUCUUUGCAGCGAUGGCGGAAUGGCAGGAGAAAGUGCAGUCUAUGAUCAUAGGUUUUGUGUUUGCGUUCAUGGUGAUGAAGCUUGUCUCAAUGAUAUCUUCCUUCCGAGCUGCAAAUUUGCGGGUGACACGAGGAUCAAAUGAGGAGGGAACGCUUGGUCCGGUUGUAGAACUGGGUGACGAACAAAGUGUUCCUCUUGUCGGUACUGACGAGGAAGUAGAACUCGACGGUGGUGAAGAAAAAGAGGAUCGCGCAUCUGUUCCCUCUUCCUCUUCGUCUGAGUCUGAGUCCGAGAAUGAUGCUGCACCAGCCUCUAAGCCUCGUGAAAUUGACAAUACCGACGAGGUCGGUGAUUCCAAAGGUGAAUCUAAGGAUGAGGGGGUAGAAUCUCAGAACCACGAGGAAGUAGAAGAGAUCUUUACACCAGGAGCUCAAUCUUAGAAAGCCCAGAUAUUCGACAACUCGUGAAAGCAUGUGGGAAGCAUAUCAUUAAAUAGGGCUCUCCCAAGUACAGGGCUCGUUAGAUCUAGGGAAUAGGUGGACUCUGCAGCAUCAGUAUCUCGUUUUGAUGUACCUUGUCUGAAACACCUACGUUUUUUUCUUUUCUUUUUUUUGUUUCUAGUUGGGGGAAGGGGGUCGGUGUGUGUGAUCCAAAGAUCUGCAGAGGUGUGAGUAGUUUUAUGCGUGAUUUCAUCGGCAACUUCUGCUGCUUCAGGAGCAUUCCAGUUUCUAUAACAUUAAGUAGCUUUUACGAAGUGGUUUCCAUCACAUUUUUUGUAAUUAGCUGCUCUAUGUUGAUAUCGUUCCAUCUUUGCAUACUGCGGACUUUCUUUUCUUGGUUCAAUAAAUUUGCAGAAAAUUGCUAGAUUGUUUCACAA